AUGGUAUGGGAUGAACCUUCAUAUUCUGUGGAACAGAUGAAAUAUAUAGCGGUGAUGACGGUAUUCGCCAAGAGUAACACGAAGAAUUUACUAACCGGUGAGGAAGCACUGUCUGUUGAAGAAAUGGCUGAUGACGUCGCCCUUCCAGCGUCAGAGACUAGCGAAGCCUCCCUUAUAAUGGGUAUGCCCAAAUUUGAAGCCAUGAAAAUGUCGCUUUUGGAGUUUUCCCGAAGUCGCCAACCAGAUUUAUACAAUCCUCUGGACAAGGGCGUCGCAAUCAAUACUUG
Messenger RNA from Opisthorchis viverrini, 287 nucleotides. RefSeq lists its product as hypothetical. The record is from RefSeq and is a predicted model, not a curated record. The transcript has a single exon. NCBI's taxonomy places the organism in Eukaryota, Metazoa, Platyhelminthes, Trematoda, Opisthorchiida, Opisthorchiidae. The annotation marks the transcript as partial.